Molecule: messenger RNA, 270 nt
Organism: Schistosoma intercalatum
Lineage: Eukaryota; Metazoa; Platyhelminthes; Trematoda; Strigeidida; Schistosomatidae
Source: the annotation of a GenBank genome assembly
AUGUAUGGGACUCAUUUUAGAUUUAAUUACGGAAUAGAGCACUCAGCUACUAAACGUUACAUCACGAAUAGUCUACACCUCUUCAGUAAAAAAACGGGCAAAAUGGAUCCAGCCAAAUUGCGGAAUUUCAGAGUUGGUAGGGCUUUUAGAGCUAUGGGAAUCGCAACGAUUGUGUCUACUGCGGUGACGGGAGUCGUCGUAUACAUGUAUAAUAAGAAAGAGAUUGCAACUGCCAGGAAAUUCUACCAUUGGAAUGGAAUGUUUUAUUAA